GCAGUUUAAGCAAGGGUGGGAGCACUUGGGAACAGCACGGCAAGAAAAAAAGUUAUUUGCAACUUUCCCGAACUGAUAGGAAGAGCAUGCAUUUCUAUGUGUUAAGUGAAUAACGCAUGAGCGUGUGUUUGGUACAUCUACUGUCCAAACACUGCUAACUUUGGUAGCAUGAAUAGCUAACGAAGCUAACGGAAAAGCUUCAGCAGCUAAUAACAGCUAACGUUGACAUGUCUUAACUUUAACUCUACCUCUUCUUAGUGAACGUCAAAUAACCGUUUGUGAACGGCUAGUUCCUUAACACAAAAGAAUCACGAGCCAAGUUUAUAACAAGCGAUAAAACAACAUGAACUCUAAUAAAUGAAGUUAGCCGUCGUGCAAAGUAGUCCAAUUCAUCUGCAGGUGCGUAAACGCCCGUUAUUUUUAAAGGUUCUUCUCAUUGGACAAAGGUGCACUAGCCCCGCCUACACAGGUUAACUGCCCUAUAAACUGGAACGGCGAAUGACACCAGGAUGGGACGGAUAGCAAGGAUGUGCCACAACUGAGGCCAAACUCUCACCACUCUGCCGCAUUUAGAACUGCUUGCCCUUUUUCGCUUUCUCGUAGCAGCUUGACAGCAGAGCCAUUUGACGGGAAGACACAGACUGGAUAUGUCCCACGUAUCUGACUCAGCAGAUCCCAGGGAUGUCUAAAAACUAAUUAAUGUGAGUCAAUGGACCAAAGAAAGUAUCCUGGUACAAUGUUCAGGCAAUGUUCAGAUACAUCGUCCAAAAGGCGUGGUGGUGGGCUCAACCUGCCCCAGCCUCCUCACCCCCCUGUCCAUCAGGGUCGUAUCCGUGCUGUGGAGGUGGCAAGAGGGAGAACGGGGUAUGGCUUCACGCUCUCUGGCCAGAGUCCCUGUGUCCUCAGCUGCAUCCUGAAAGGGAGCCCUGCAGAUUACGUAGGGCUACGCUCUGGAGACUUCAUCCUCUCCGUCAACGACAUCAACGUCUCCAAAGCAUCGCACGAAGACGUGGUGAAGCUCAUCGGACGCUGCUCUGGCGUUUUGAAGCUGGUCACCGCCGAGGGGGAGCGCCCCAGGCGGCACCACCAGCGCAGCACUAGCAGUCGGCACCAUAACGCCAACGCCGCUUCCUACCUGGACUCCUGCUCCAGCGACGACGAGCUGGACGGCUUCUACGACAGCAGCGCCAACAACAACAACAGCAGGUCGGGCUGUGGCGCCCAUGGGGCUUGGUACAAACCCAAAUUGGAUUCUAAGCAGCUGGGCAUCAACCGGGCGGAGAAGGUGGUCGCGGAGCUGCAAUCUGGAGGAAUCUUCAACAUGAUCUUUGAGAAUUCCAGCCAUUCCUCUAGCAGCUCUGACAAGGACAGACCUGGGGUCAACUCGUCAUCCAAGCCCCGUCCGUUGUCCGAUCCGGAGUUCCCUCCAUAUAUGAGCUACUCACAUUCCCAGAGCAACCCCAACUUACUCUCUGAGGAGGAGAUGGCCCAAGUUCUGAAUGACGACUCGGUCUUCCUGGAUGCAGACUUCCGCCAACUCCACCUACACCAGCAAGACGAGCAAGACGUGGAUGUAGGAGAUGGGGGCGAUUUGGGCUUAGAACCUGGGGAGGGUAUCCUCAACGUGGGCAUGAUUGUUGGGUAUCUGGGCUCUAUUGAGCUGGCCUCCACUGGGAUGAGUUUAGAGAAUGACAGCCUGCAGGCCAUCAGAGGCAGCAUGAGGCGCCUCAGGGCAGAGCAGAAGAUUCAUUCACUGGUUCUUAUGAAGGUCAUGCAUGACAGUGUGCGUCUGUGCAGUGACAGAGGUCAGGUUCUGGCCACGUAUCCUGCAGAAAAACUAGCCUUCAGCGCAUGUUGCCCGGACGACCGGCGAUUCUUCGGACUGGUCACGAUGCAGGCCACGGACGACCACGACGACCGGGCUCUCAGUAACGGGAGAGAUGAGGAGGGCGGUUUGAGGACUUCCUGCCACGUGUUCAUUGUGGACCCAGACCUCUGCCACCACCAGGUCCAUGCAGGCAUAUCCAGAAGGUUUGGUUUUGAGUGUACUCCCGACCCAGACACAGGAGGUUGCCUGGAAUUCCCCCCCAGUUCUCACCCUCUCCUCCAGUUCGUCUCUGUCCUCUACCGGGACAUGGGAGACAACAUUGAGGGGGUCCGGGCCCGGGCCUUCCACGAUCCUGACAAUGAUGCCCAACAGAACCACAGCACCAGCAGCAACAGUGACAGUGGAAUUGGAAAUUUUUUACCAGAAGAGAAAAGCAACAGGGUGCUGUUAGUAGACCUCGGCGGUCCCCCCAAUCACAACCAUGUCUCUGGGCCACGCCACUGGGACAGCCCUCCUUCUUCCCAGCAGGCCUGGAGCCCCACCUUAGGAGCUGCAGCUUCCCACCCACCUCCUCCCCCUCCUCCUCCGGCUUUACGAAAUGGACAUUACCGCCACGAUCCACACAUGGCUGACCUUCCUCACCCUCUCCCUCUAGCACACCCUGAUAUGCCUGGAAGGCACUCACGAGGGGUCCACUCGCACCACUACUCACCAGGGAAGCGGGGAGGGGCUGUGGCCGCAGGAGAAAAGAGAGGGGCUGGAGGAGUCGGGGUGGAGCCACAGCGUUGGCUGCCAGUCCAUGUGCUACGAGACUGGCGUCAACAGCACCACCACAGCCACCUCCAGGGCCUGAGCAGCGACCAGGAGUCCUACGCUGAAUCCACUGACGGAUGGUCAUCGGCCAACUGCAGCACCCUGCCCCCACCCAUGAAUAAGAUCCCGGCCGAUCGCUACCGGGCCCCGCUGGCCCCUGGAGACCACCUGCCACCACCUGGGGGAAGCCAGCCUCCUCCUCCUCCACAUCCCCAUUCCCACACCCACCGGCUGGCUGUUCAGAAGGAUGAGUGGGCCAAGAAGCUGUUCGGUGCCGGGCACAGGGAGCGAGCCGGAGCAGAAGGAGGUGAACGAGAGAAGAAGCGAGGGAACAACAAGGAGGGAGAGAAAAAGGGUGGGCGGUUUCGUGGUCUGACCAUGGGCUUCCCUCCUCUUUCCCAGCGCUCCUCCAUUAGACGCAGCUUUGGACGGUCCAAACGCCUCAGCCUGGCCCGCUCACUAGACGACCUGGAGUCUGCUGCAGUCUCCGAUGGAGAACUGAACAGCGUGGAGCUGCAGGGCUGCAGCAGUGACAACAGUCUGAACAGUAAUGCCAGUCUGCCCAGUGUGCAGAGCCACCGGCGCCACACUGAGAGGAGGGUGGCCAGUUGGGCCGUCUGCUUCGAGAGGCUGCUCCAGGACCCCGUGGGAGUCCGCUACUUCUCGGAGUUUCUAAAGAAAGAGUUCAGUGAGGAGAACAUCCUUUUCUGGCAGGCUUGCGAGUUCUUCAGUCACGUCCCUGAAAAUGACAAGAAGCAGCUUUCUCAGCGUGCCAGAGAGAUCUACAACAGCUUUUUGUCCAGCAAGGCCACGACACCGGUCAACAUAGAUAGCCAGGCUCAGCUCGCUGACGACAUCCUCAACGCCCCUCGGCCGGACAUGUUCAAGGAGCAGCAACUGCAGAUUUUCAACCUAAUGAAGUUCGACAGCUACACACGAUUCCUCAAGUCUCUGCUGUACCAGGAGUGUAUGCUGGCAGAAGUGGAGGGCAGGCCGCUUCCUGACCCUUACCACAUCCCCAGCAGUCCCACCUCCAAACACAGCACCACUGGCUCUGACCGCUCCAACCUCUCCACACCCAAGAAGGAAGACAAAAAGAGCAAGUCCGGCCGCUCUUUGAAUGAGGACAGUCGUGAUGACUCCGGAGACAGGAAGAAAGGCAUGUUCUUCUCCUGGUCGCGCAACAGGAGCUUUGGAAAAGGCCCGAAGAAACGAGAGCUGGCCGACUUCAACUACAACUUUCCUGGCAGCAACGGUCGCCGUGAGUCCCAGGGUUCACUGUCCUCAGGAGCCAGUCUGGAGCUGGGGACAUCGGGGCCGGGGAGAAACGAGGGGGACGUCUCCCGAGGUGCGGCGUCAACCGAGCGAGGAGGAGGCAGUGCCCCCUUGAGGCAGUGUAACAUAACCUUGCCAGACGGCUCAUGUUGCUCUGUGCCUCUGAGGGCUGGGGUGUCCAUCAGGGACCUGCUGCUGGGCCUCUGUGAGAAGCUCUGCAUCAACCUGGCAGCUAUUGACCUCUUCCUGGUUGGAGGCGAGAAGCCACUUGUUUUGGACCAGGACUGUAUGACGCUGUGCUCUCGAGACCUCCGACUAGAAAAGCGCACUCUCUUCAGACUGGACUUGGUGCCUAUUAACCGCUCUGUGGGCCUAAAAGCUAAACCGACCAAGCCGGUCACUGAAGUGCUCCGGCCUGUGGUUGCCAAAUACGGCCUGCACCUGUCUGACUUGGUGGCACGCAUAAGUGGAGAGUCGGAACCUUUGGAUCUAGGUCUUCCUAUUUCCAACCUGGAUGGGCUGCGAGUGGUGUUAGAUACAGCAGAGCACAUUCCUGGAAAAGCAGACAAGCAGACAAACAAAGUAGCUCCCUCUAAGGGUCACAGCCUGGCCUCCACCAGCAGGAACCAGUCAACAGGGGAGGACAGGCCAUCAGGGAAAGCCGGUUCAGCCCACCCCAGUAGGGAAUACAGCAAGGCUGGGUCCAGCCCUGACACAAGCAGCCAGCCCUUCCCCAACCACUCUGUCUCUCUCCAUAAGGCUCCGGAGAAACGAAAGCAGAAAAAGAUUAAUAUAGAUGAAGCUGAAGAGUUCUUCGACCUCAUAUCCAAAGCUCAGAGCAACCGAGCAGACGACCAGCGAGGCCUGCUAAAUAAAAGCGACCUCCAGCUCCCAGACUUUCUGCGCCUGUCGCCAAUAGCAACCAAGCAGGCUACGCCUCCUCUCUGCAACCCUGAGCCCAGUUGCUCCACCCCCAAUUCCCGUAACCCCGGCAACGGCAGCUUCCCCGGCAGCGGUCGUCAAGGCGGUAAGGCGACCGGCGCUGACAGGGAAGGCGGAGGCAGCGGCCACUUGCUCAACGCGAGCCACCAGUCCCAGAGCUUGGACUCUGCUCUUGGCAGUGGAGGGGCGAGGAGAGCCAGACCACCGCCUCCGUUUCCUGGCACCAUCUCCCCCAUUCAUUCAUCCCAAGGCGCCCAGCGUGGUGUCUAUCAGGACUCUGGCAGGGGAGAGGUGGUGCAGAUGCUGGAGGAGGACAACCUGUCUGAUCUGACUUUGGUGGGAGAGGGGGACAUUAACAGCCCCAGCCUCAACUACAUCACUCCAUCAGCUCUGCCUUGCAAACCCCACCCCCGACCCCAUCAACAAGCACAGGACGGUCGGCCUAGCUCAGGUACCUCCCCCGUGUGAACUUUGGAAACUUUAACUUUCACCUGACCUCAAGCGGGACUGGAGACCCACUGAAGUCAGUUUGAAGUUCCUUGUCGGCCACUCCUGCUGUGGCUGAGCAUCCAAAUGCAUCCAGAUCUCCUCCUGUCCAUCAUUUAGUGAGAGAGCACCUUCAAAUUUCAGAAUUUCUAAAACCAAAAUCAAAUUACAAAAGAAUUUCCCCCAGAGUAAAAAUGUGCAUAUAAACAGAAUGUAAAAUUAGGUAAUAGUGUCAUGGUUUAUGGCAUACAAAAAGUGUUUGUUUGGUCAGACACUCUAUAUAUUGAUUUGCUAUAAUGAUAUACGCACUAGCUUUUUUGAACCAGCAUCUGCUGGUAAAUAAGAGCAUCAUGAAAAAUAACAGGUCAGGCGGAAGAAAAGAGGAAAAAUGGAUGCAUUCAUUUUUUGAGUGGUGUAUAUCUGUGAACUUUUGUGUGGACUUGCUGUGGAUUUUUCUUUUGGAGACGGAAGCUCGAGGACGAGCUCAAGAUGAAUUGGUGUUGAUCAGUGCCAAACUCGUCCUGCCCCCCCACCCCCCUCCAGUGUACAGAAUCUAAUAAUGCACUUUAGCCAAUUACAGAAAAGACUUCACACAUUUAAAAUGUUUUCUCCAUUUUUUUAGCUUCCACAUUACAAACCUCCUUGCUACAGGUGGUAGAACUGUCAUAAGCUCCGAAAACAACGAUGAUCUGCUAAUAAUUACUAGUAGCUGUUUCUGCAUUUCUUCGUGUUAUUUACCAGUUUGAGCACGAUGGAUGUCUGGAUCUUUGUGAUCCAGAAGAUUCUGCGCCGACAUCUGCACACAUCUGCUCUUUUCCACUAAUCAGCAGUCCAGCAGUGUUUUUAGCUGUUCACACCUGCAGAGUUGUAGCCGGAGAAACGCGUCUGACCAGUCAAACCGUUUCAUCUUUCACCUCUUCUUCACUUUAUCCUGUAAUUUAUCCCACCUCCACGACAGUUUAAUUUGUAUCCACUCACCAGCCACUUUAUUAGGUACACCAUGCUAGUACUCCGAUUGCUUUCAGAACUGCCUUAAUUGUUCGUGCUAUGGAUUCAGGAAGUUGUGAUGACUGUAGCCGCCUGAAGAUGAUGGAGCAACAAUACUUAGAACUUAAGUGAUGCUCUCUUGGUACUAAAGGCCCUAAAGUCCUCACACCAUUGCACAUUGAAAGCAUGGAGUUGCUGCCAUGUGACUGGCUGAUUAGGUAUUCAUGUCAACAAGCUGCUGAACAGAUGUACCUAACAAAGUGUGUGGUGAGUAUAGCCUGUGUAGCCUUGUAUUGCUCUAGUUGUAGAAGAACUCAGUCCAGACUCGCUGUUUCUUCAGUUGUUUCUUAUUAGAAAUCAACUCUCCCCUGCUCCGCUCUGCUCAGUCGACUGAACUGUCUGUAAAUAGAUCAAAUAAAUCUUUUAGACGUUCA
This is a messenger RNA of Betta splendens (Siamese fighting fish), 6765 nucleotides long. RefSeq names its product regulator of G protein signaling 12b (gene rgs12b). Bases 710 to 5326 code for a protein of 1538 amino acids. Gene Ontology annotation, biological process: signal transduction. The transcript is spliced from 19 exons. Lineage: Eukaryota; Metazoa; Chordata; Actinopteri; Anabantiformes; Osphronemidae. Gene Ontology annotation, molecular function: GTPase activator activity; protein binding. The record is from RefSeq and is a predicted model, not a curated record.